UCUACAGCCACCGUAGGGAGGAAACUGUGGCUUCAAGUCUCCUAGCAACAAGCCGCGCUGGAAGGGCGGGCACCCAGCUGAUACCUAUCAAGAAACAGGUUGUACCUGGAAAGGACAAAAUGGAGCUAUCAAUGCCCCCGCCUCAGAUCUAUAUAGAAAAAACCCUGGCCAUUAUCAAACCCGAUAUUGUUGACAAAGAGGAGGAGAUCCAAGAUAUUAUUCUCAGAUCCGGAUUCACUAUUGUUCAGAGAAGAAAACUCCAUCUCAGCCCUGAGCACUGCAGUAACUUUUAUGUGGAACAGUAUGGGAAAAUAUUUUUCCCAAAUUUAACAGCUUACAUGAGUUCUGGACCACUGGUUGCCAUGAUAUUAGCUAGACAUAAUGCCAUCUCUUACUGGAAAGAACUUAUGGGACCAAGUAAUAGUUUGGUAGCUAAGGAGACACACCCAGACAGUCUAAGGGCAAUUUAUGGCACGGAUGACCUAAGGAAUGCGCUGCAUGGGAGUAAGGACUUCGCUGCAGCAGAAAGGGAAAUUCGUUUCAUGUUUCCUAAAGUGAUUAUUGAGCCCAUUCCAGUUGGACAAGCUGCUAAGGACUAUUUAAAUUUAUAUGUGACACCAACUCUGCUUGAAGGACUCACAGAGCUUUGUAAGCAAAAACCGACAGAUCCUUUUAUUUGGCUAGCUGAUUGGCUGCUGGAAAAUAAUCCUAACAAACCUAAACUUUAUCAUCGUCAAAUUGCAGAAGAGUUCUAGCCUCUGCUAAAGAAUAGCUCAUGUACUGUCUUAUUGCAAAGUGUGCAUUAUCAGAAAGAUUGAGGUGGGGAAGAGGGAGAAAAGAAAUGAAAAGGGAAUAGAAGAAAUUUAAUUCUUAAGGGUUUAAGGAGCUGCAUAUAAAAUAAAUUAUUUCUUAAAACUAA
Molecule: messenger RNA, 919 nt
Organism: Chinchilla lanigera (long-tailed chinchilla)
Lineage: Eukaryota; Metazoa; Chordata; Mammalia; Rodentia; Chinchillidae
Gene: Nme5
Product: NME/NM23 family member 5
Exons: 6
Coding region: 120-755 (211 amino acids)
Biological process (GO): CTP biosynthetic process; GTP biosynthetic process; spermatid differentiation
Molecular function (GO): nucleoside diphosphate kinase activity
Source: RefSeq, a predicted model, not a curated record